AUGAUAACAGUUAAAGGAGAUAUUUUAAAAGUAAAAACUACUUACGAAACAUCCCCAAAUAUUGCAUUAGUUAAAUAUUGGGGUAAGUUUGACGAAGAGUACAUUCUUCCUCUGAAUAGCUCUACAGGCAUUACCCUAAGCACAGAAGAUCUUCAAACUAGAACUACAAUUACUUUGACAAAUAAGUAUAAAGAUAUCAAGUUCCUUCUCAACGGAUAGCCUCACCCUGUUUCUGGACGCCUAAAAAAGAUCUUAAAAUUCUUCGAAGACAAAGCUCUUGCAGCUCUUGGAGAAGAGUUAGUUCCUCUUUAGGAAGGAGAAAGCUAAGAUACCAAAAGAAAAACUUUGAAAGAAUUCUUAAAUGGUGACUUAAGCUAAUUGAAACUAAAAAUAAAAUCAGUAAAUUCUUUUCCUACAGCAAGUGGAUUGGCUUCAAGUGCUUCAGGUUUAGCUGCACUUUCAGUAUGUCUUUUCGAUGUCUAUCAUAUGAAAGAAGAGUAUGAAUUUUAAAGAAGUGUAAUAGCUCGUCUUGGAAGUGGUAGUGCUUCUCGCUCAAUUUAUGGUGGCUUAGUAGAAUGGACUGGAGUACCUCAUUAAUACUUACAAAAAAAGUUUGAAAGCAAAAAUAAUGAAAUUUAAUUAUCAGAGUAGGAAUAUGAGCAGUUAUCCAAAUUAUGUAUUGCUAAAUAAACUCACAAUGAAACUUUCUUUGAAGAUUUAGAUGUAUUUGUCGUUGCUUACUCAUUUGAAUCAAAAGAAGUUCCUUCAACCUCAGGUAUGUUACAAAGUACUUAAACAUCUGAGCUUCUUAAGUACCGUGCUUUAAAUACUGCUCAUGUCCAUAUUGCAGGAGUAAAAAAGGCAAUCGAAGAAAAAAAUUAUAAUGAACUAGCUCGUUUAGUUAGAUUGGACUCUAACCAAUUCCAUGCAGUGUGCCUUGACACAACUCCCCCAAUAUUCUAUUUAAAUGACUUUAGCAAAAAUAUGAUAAACUUUAUACAUCAACUUGAUUCUGCAUUAGAAUAUCACGUGGCUUAUACUUUUGAUGCAGGUCCUCAUGCAGUUCUCCUUGUACACAAAAACCACACUACCUAAGUACUCAGAGCUAUUUAUGAAGCCUUCUCAAUUAAUGAUAUGAGUUCAUUAAGCUAAAGAGCAUAAUAAACUUUAAAGCAAGCAAUGUAAAGCGAAUUACCUGAAAGCAUUUAAAAAAUAAUAUAAACUAACAAACCUAAAAUAACUACAACACCUUCUUACAUUAUUCAUACAAAGGUAGGAAAAGGUCCCACAAAAAUAUGA
Molecule: messenger RNA, 1299 nt
Organism: Tetrahymena thermophila SB210
Lineage: Eukaryota; Ciliophora; Oligohymenophorea; Hymenostomatida; Tetrahymenidae
Product: mevalonate diphosphate decarboxylase
Exons: 1
Biological process (GO): isopentenyl diphosphate biosynthetic process, mevalonate pathway; isoprenoid biosynthetic process
Cellular component (GO): cytosol
Molecular function (GO): diphosphomevalonate decarboxylase activity; ATP binding
Source: RefSeq, a predicted model, not a curated record